Molecule: messenger RNA, 1428 nt
Organism: Psilocybe cubensis
Lineage: Eukaryota; Fungi; Basidiomycota; Agaricomycetes; Agaricales; Agrocybaceae
Exons: 3
Coding region: 1-1428 (475 amino acids)
Source: RefSeq, a predicted model, not a curated record
AUGAACCUCAGUGCAGCGAUUCAGGCAUCAAAACCACCAGAUGAUCAUCUCAUUAAGGAACAGCGCGAAAUACGAACCAAAAUCAACGCACUACAUGAUCCAAUAACGCGGCGCCUUUCUCGGGAAACCGUUUCCUCCAUCUUCCUAUAUGCACUUCCAGAUGUUUGGUACCUCGAUGAUGAAGACGAUUACAGCGCAGGUUGUGGAGAUGGAGACUACGAUAACGUUUAUGUCUCUGACAGAGUUUAUGGUCCUCUGGCCUUAGGGGCCGUUUGUCAGUCGUGGCGAAAACUUGCAUGGAACACACCAUCGUUAUGGACAAAUAUCCGUAUAUUCUUUCAACGGCGUCCAGACCUUAAUGAUCUUCAAGUAGUCACUGAGUGGUUGAAAAGAUCUGGCAACCUACCCCUUUCAAUCCGUCUUUCGGAAUACAAUGACUCCGACUCGUCAGACUUUGAGCCCAGUCAGCGAGCCGUACAUAACCUCUUCAUCGACCUCGUAAAUCAAUACUCUGACCGUUGGCGCUACCUUGAAUUCGAGGGUUUGCCAGAAACCACAACUCUAGUUGGAAAGGAUCACAACUUUGCUCCAUUCCUGCGUACACUCAGCGUUCAAUACGCACGAGAUGAAGGUGCUAUAUUCGGUGCAAUGUCUGGGGCGAAACCACGGCCUACUAAUGUCUGGGCAAGAUAUUGCCGCUUUAGCGCGUUGUCUAUAGACUGGUCGCACGUUACGAAUAUUUCAAUGACAGGCAUUCGACUGCCCGAAUGUUUUAUGGUUUUACAGGCGUCACCUCAGUUGACCCACUGUCGUUGGUCAAUUGAAGAGUCAAACGACAAGUCGGAAAGGCUUCCUCCUCCGCCCGUUCUUAGUUCGCCAAAACUGCAUGAAGCAUUGCAAAUAAUGCAUAUCUCAGGCUGGAAACUGCCAUGGCCUUUGAAAUCUGGUCCCACGGCACCCCAUCUAGUUCAUUUAACUCUCGAUCAAUUGGACUAUGGUCACAGUAAACACGACGUCGACUUUCUAUACCUACUCGCCAAUACCUCCCUUCCCUAUGAUCCGCAGAGCAACAACGAUAAUUUCACCGUCACAUUACUUCCCAACCUCCAGUCGAUCAAAUAUAUGCGAAAACAUGGGGAAACAUGGCCUACAGACUGCUUCUGGGACUGUGUUCCGUACAUCAUUGGGCCGAUACAACAAAUCCACCAUCCAAGAGGGCGGCCACUGAAGAGUAUACGAAUUGGUUGGCUCAAUACAGGGAAAGAACUUGUACCGCAAGUUAUGAGAAAAGAAACCGUUUUGAAAUUGCUGGAAAUAUCGGCCGCGGGGAUUGUCUUAGAUUUGACAGAAAAAUAUUCAAGGCACGAUCUUCUCAAGUUGUCCAUGAACUUCCACGGUAUCGUCCCAAAACAUCAGCCUAAUGAAUAG